GUAUUUAUUUAAAAGACUAUACUUAAGGUAUUGAAUAAAUUUAAAAUCAAGCCAUUUCAUGUAUAUACAGUAACAACAGAUAAUGGGGCAAAUACGAUAAAAGCUACUAACUUAAUUCAAGAACACAUUUUAUCUGAAGUUAUAUCUGAUAAUGAAUCUGAAACUGGACAAAUGAAAGUUUCUGAAUCUGAAGCUAGAUCGAUUAUUGAGUCAGAUUAUGAUAGUGAGAUUGAAUUUUACCAAACUGAGCUUGAUGAAAAUCAAAUAUUCAAGUUAUUAAAUGAACAUAAUGACACUGUUGAAAAAGAAUAUGAACAAUCAGAGAAGUUAUUGUGAAUCUUGUUGAAUGGCAAAACUUAAUUGAAAACUCAAUAUUUACUGGAAUCCGUUGUGUGGCUCAUACUUUACAAUUAGCUGUUAUAGACUGAAAGAUAAUGGUAUUUUUGAAGUAUUGAACAAAGUUAGAUAUUUGGUUAAAAGAUUGAGAAACCAAACCUAUUCUUAUUUAAUUAAGAAAGAAAAAUUAAAAUUACCAAUAUUUGACUGCCUAACACGUUGAACAUGUUUGAAAGAAUCCUAUUUUUAAAAGAAUUUAUAACAAAUAUGUCAGCAAAUGACUCAAAGCUCAGAAAAGUAAAUCUUCAUAAUUUAGACUGGGAAAAAGUAGAAAUUCUUUCAAGAACAUUAUUACCUGCAAAAAUAUGUAUAAAGGAACUGCAAUAUGAACAACUCACAUUAUCAGAUUUUUAUAUGAUGUAUGGGUAUCAUGUAAGCAUCAAACAAAAAAAUUAGAUACUUCGAUAUCUAAAAAAUUGCUUCAAUUUAUGGUAAAUAGAGAGAAUCACUUAAUGGAAAAUAAAGUAUUAUUAGGAGCCAUUUUUAUGGAUCUUCGCUAUAAAGUAACUUUGAAUGAAGACAAAUGUAAUACUGCGAUAGAACACUUUGUAAAAGUUUGGAUUCAUUUGAAAAGUAUCAAACUAAAAAAUAACCAGCCAGAUAAUUUAACUCAAAAUAUUGAAGAUGAACAUGAAAGUUCUUCUAGUGAUUCUAUUGAUGUACUAGAACAUUUUCUGAAAAAUAAAGACAAAAAUAAUUUGGUAUCCAUGGAUUCAGUGGCGUAGCUGAGGGGGGGCCAUGGGUGUAUGGCCCCCCCCUUUGGAAUUUUUUAUUGGCGAUGUUCUUAUCACGGUUAUAUCUUAUAUAUAGGUAAUAAAAUAAUAUAGUAUUUUCACAAGUGAUAUUUAUUAUUUAUUUGGUAUUUUAAAUUUGUAUCAACGUUACCAAUAAAAAUUGAUAAUGAUAUCGAUCAUAUCUAAAUUUAUAUACCACGGUCGUAGCUAUGGUCUUAAAAUAUCUUCCAAGACCGUGGUAGUAGCAAUACAUUUAUAUCACACUACCACGGAAUACCAUCUACGUCUGUUAAUAUUAUUGUGGAGGUAGACGCGUUAUGAUUGUGGUUGCCUCCAACAAUGCAUAUUGUCAAGUCAAUAAAAUUAUAACCAAAAACACUCUGAAUUCUCAUAAUAUACACAUCAAAAUUCAAAUAUUCGUUAUGAAGAGAAUAAAUCAUUAUUUUAAAACUAAUAAAUCUGAAGAAAAUAUUUUAAUUACAUGUCCUACUAAAAAAAAUAAAACAUUAGAAAACGACGAACAAAAACAAAUUGAGGAUAAUAAACAUUCCAUUAAUAAAGAAUUAGAUAUUGGAAAUUUGUUUGGAUUAAAAAUAGAUGACCAUACUAAAGCUGCCUUGUUAAAACGUUCAAAUAUACCAGAUGAACAUUUUAUUUACCCAUUUUCCAUAAAUAACAAAAACGGUAAACAACUUAAGCGUUAUUUAAGGAAAAAUCACUUUGAACAAUUUACAUGGCUAGAAUAUUCAAGUUCCAAAAAUGGAUUGUUUUGUAA
Messenger RNA from Sipha flava (yellow sugarcane aphid), 1905 nucleotides. RefSeq lists its product as uncharacterized. Gene Ontology annotation, molecular function: protein dimerization activity. The record is from RefSeq and is a predicted model, not a curated record. NCBI's taxonomy places the organism in Eukaryota, Metazoa, Arthropoda, Insecta, Hemiptera, Aphididae.